AUGAAUUUCUCGGAAUUCAUCAUGGUUUUGGACCAAGUUGAACACCAGGAGAAUCUUAAUGGUAUCUCUACAGUUACACAGUCUAUCACGUCGAGGCCCACUGUUGUCCGCAAGAAAUUCGCAAAGCCUCCAGUCAAGGUAGCCUGUUUAGCUUGUCGUGCUUCGAGGACUCGUUGUGAUGGGCAGGAUCCUUGCGCCAACUGUCUUAGCAAGAAAAGAAAAUGUUCCUAUCUGCCAAGUAAGCGUGGGGGGCCAAGGAAAAAAAAGAAGGCUCCCAUUCCAGCAGAAGACAUUGUUCAGCAAAAACAAGGUGAUGUUGAGAACCCUAUUCUCACACCAGUGACCCCGGAUUUUGAGGACGCCCUAUUCGGUCAGAUCGAUGUGCUUUCUAGCCCUGGUGCUGGGCUCAGAAACUUAGACUUUCCAUCGGAUGUUCAAUCACUGUUUGCAGGUCUAUUCGCUCCGAAUGAUGGCGGUAACACUCAGGUUCAAAUGGAACCCACCCCAUCCUCUUCAAGCGCAUCCUCACCAUCCGUAGUAAGGACAUACGGCAGUGAACACGAAAUAUUAAAUGCCUAUUAUGAUUUCGUUCAUAAUUAUUUUCCGCUCCUGCCACCGAGAGUAGCACCCGCCUCCGUUGACAGCCCCUUGGAUGGUGUCGGCUCCUACUCAGAAUCUCCCACCGAGGAACCAGCUAUCGUUUAUCUACCUCGCUCUCCACUCAGUCUGGCAAUAUCUGCCGUUCUAGCACUAGUACCUCACUCAAAUGACCCGGAACCGUCAUCCCCUAACUCAGUCAUCCGACGCCGGACAUUUGCGCAUGCCUUCGCACAAAUGGCUAACGCUAGCAUCGAAUCCGAUUGUGAACUUCAUGCUUCCCCGUCAAAUCCCUUUGAGUCUCCUGGCAGUGAUCGCCAGUUAAUCAAUCGAGAAUCUUUCCACCCUCAAACUCCUGUAGAGCUUGAGAGCAUUCUUGCGUUGUUAAUACUCUCUGUGUACGAGUACGCCCAGCGUGGGAACCUCCUAAAGAUGAGGUACCGUGCUGGCCAAGCAUUGGCAAUAUCAUUAGACAUGUCCUUGCAUUCCCUUGGCGAAGAGUAUGAUGGAUUUGCGGAGGCUCGAAGGAGGGCAUGGUGGAUGACGUACUACUGUGUCCUUCAAGGCUCAAUUGUUAGUACGACACCUCUUUCCAUCGAUGCGAAUGAUCCGCAGUUUGUUACGCCUUAUCCUAGGUUUUCUGCCGAUCCCGAUGGCUGGUCUAUUUUCAUCAAAUCUCAGCAAAUACUAGUAGCGGCAACUCAAUUCGUCAUCGAUCUUAAAAAAUGCAUUCCUACGAGGACCAAUAUGCCAUACAUUUCUGAGAGCAUGCAGCGACUUGACACGUGGUCGAACGCAAUAUUGUCGCAAUCGAACCUACCGGCAUUGGUUUCUCGGUCUGUUGAUGGUAAUCUACCAGAGCAUACCGCAGCGCAGAGUAUCCGUGCGAUCUCAAGGAUAAAGCUGUCAAGUUCCCAGAUAAAAAUCCAUCGCUUCAGAGCAUUCUCAGACAUCCCGAUAUUCCUCAAAAGGCAUUGCGAUCUAACCGCGGCUAAUUCAUCUGGGCCGACCUCGGAAUGCGCCGCUAAAGGCUCAAAGCCUCCGGGUGAGGUUUCGAAUGUUGGCUGUUCUUGUACUCGUUUGGAUCAGUUCAACCACUCAUCCUCGAGCGAGUACGCGCCGUCAUCUACAUCGUCCACAUCGUCCGAGUUUCAAUCCCUACCUCAAUACUCGUUCAUUGACGAGUUUCCUUAUACCAGUCAACAUUCGGCAAGGGUUUGCUUGAGGGCGUCCUUAUUAACAUCGCACAUGUUUCAAAGUUUACCUGUGCCUCAACCGCUCACUGGCUGCAAUAGCCCGCACCAAGCACUGCAAUCUCUACCUCUGAACCAAUAUCCGAGAACUAUGCCGUCGUUUGCAUGUUGCCUAAUGCAAGGCAGCUAUGCCCUUCUGAUGAUAUUCUAUCAAACGAGUUUGGCAAAUCAGGUGCCGACGGAAUUCGGAAACAACCAGGGCAAUACCCCGUCUGAUAGAUUCACAGAAGAACUCCGUCAAGGGCUUGAACGGAUUAUUAACGCCAUAUCGAAUUAUACGAUUUCUUAUGAGGCACUAAAUGGAAUGAAAGACGACAUUCAAGGUGCAUAUCAUACGGCGUUCUUACAGGGGUAG
Aspergillus puulaauensis is the source of this 2205-nucleotide messenger RNA. RefSeq lists its product as uncharacterized. NCBI's taxonomy places the organism in Eukaryota, Fungi, Ascomycota, Eurotiomycetes, Eurotiales, Aspergillaceae. The record is from RefSeq and is a predicted model, not a curated record. Gene Ontology annotation, biological process: DNA-templated transcription; regulation of DNA-templated transcription. The coding region runs from base 1 to 2205 and encodes 734 amino acids. The transcript has 10 exons. Gene Ontology annotation, molecular function: zinc ion binding; DNA-binding transcription factor activity, RNA polymerase II-specific; DNA binding.